UCCCCUCACGUUACCAAAAUAAACCUUAAUUUCCAUAACAGACACAUUUUCAUUCCCAUUUUUCUCUUCCUAUAAAGCCAACGCCUCUCCUCCUUCUCCCAUUGCUCAUUUACACAUAUUUCUCAAGCCCAACCUCAGCCAUGGGAGGGGGCAAGCAGGUCGAUGUCGGUGUCGGUGUUGACGACAUUAGCCUCAAGGACCUCUCGUUAAAGCUUGAGGAGUUUGCCAAGGCCAGAAAUUGGGAGAAGUAUCAUAGUCCUAGAAACCUUCUCCUUGCCAUGGUAGGAGAAGUAGGAGAGUUAUCAGAAAUAUUCCAAUGGAGAGGAGAAGUGGAGAAAGGACUGGCAGAUUGGGAGGAAUCAGAUAAAGAGCAUCUUGGUGAAGAACUUUCUGAUGUGUUGCUUUAUCUCAUCAGAUUGGCUGACAUUUGUGGAAUCAAUUUGGCUAAUGCUGCUACUAAGAAACUUGUUAAGAACUCCAUCAAAUACCCCACCCCCUAACUCCUCUACUUAAUUAAUUAAUUUCCCCCCUUACCUUUUCUAUUAUGAACAAAAAAAUAAUUUCCCCAUCUUAAUUUCCUCUCCACCCUUCCUUUUUUCUUUUUUUUCUUUUCAUUUUUGUAUUGUAGCUUAAAAGAAAAAAAAGCAAAUAUUUAUGUGACAGUACCACCAUUUCUCUAA
Molecule: messenger RNA, 680 nt
Organism: Cucumis sativus (cucumber)
Lineage: Eukaryota; Viridiplantae; Streptophyta; Magnoliopsida; Cucurbitales; Cucurbitaceae
Product: dCTP pyrophosphatase 1
Exons: 2
Coding region: 141-500 (119 amino acids)
Biological process (GO): nucleoside triphosphate catabolic process
Molecular function (GO): nucleoside triphosphate diphosphatase activity
Source: RefSeq, a predicted model, not a curated record